Messenger RNA from Thermochaetoides thermophila DSM 1495, 2961 nucleotides. RefSeq names its product 116 kda u5 small nuclear ribonucleoprotein component-like protein. Gene Ontology annotation, molecular function: GTP binding; U5 snRNA binding; GTPase activity. Lineage: Eukaryota; Fungi; Ascomycota; Sordariomycetes; Sordariales; Chaetomiaceae. The record is from RefSeq and is a predicted model, not a curated record. The coding region runs from base 1 to 2961 and encodes 986 amino acids. Gene Ontology annotation, cellular component: U4/U6 x U5 tri-snRNP complex; U2-type catalytic step 2 spliceosome; cytosol. Gene Ontology annotation, biological process: mRNA splicing, via spliceosome. The transcript is spliced from 7 exons.
AUGUGGCAACGCGCGACGCGCCUGCGGCUCAGUGAAAGUUUCGGGCCAUCAACCACCGACUCCAAUCACACGUUUCCUGACCUCGCCGCAACUAUGGAUGACGAUCUGUAUGACGAAUUUGGCAACUUCAUCGGAGAGGAGGCCGAGUCGGAAGAGGAGUCCGAUCAUGGAGCCAAUGCGGGCGUCUACGCCUACGACGAAUAUGUUGACGAGGCGCCUGAGGAGCCCGCUGAGGAGCAGAUGGACAUUGAUGAGGAGCCUCCUUCCAAUGCCGUUAUCCUCCAUGAAGACAAGCAAUACUACCCGACAGCCGCCCAGGUGUUCGGCGAGGGUGUCGAAACGUUGGUCCAGGAGGAGGAUGCGCAGCCAUUGACGCAACCCAUCAUUGCGCCCGUGGAGCAAAAGAAGUUCAGUAUCCAAGAAGCCGAUCUACCACCUGUAUAUUUCGACCGCGGCUUCAUGACCGAUCUGAUGAACUUCCCCGAGCAGAUCCGCAAUAUUGCGCUGGCUGGCCACCUGCACCACGGCAAAACCGCCUUCAUGGACAUGCUUGUGUUGGAGACGCACGCUAUUCAAGAACGCUUGGACAAGCGGACAGGAAAGAAGCGUGAUGAGCAGCUGCGGUACACCGACGUCCAUGUGAUAGAGCGCGACCGGGGCCUGUCGAUCAAGGCCGCUCCUAUGAGUUUAGUUCUGUCCAGCACAAAGGGAAAAUCGCAUCUAUUCAACAUUAUCGAUACCCCUGGACAUGUGGAUUUUGUCGAUGAAGUCGCUGCAGCUUUCCGUCUUGUAGACGGUGUCUGCCUUGUUGUUGAUGUAGUGGAAGGUGUCCAGGUCAACACAGAGCAGAUUAUCAAGCACGCCGUUCUCGAGGAUAUUCCUCUCACCCUGAUUAUCAACAAAAUGGAUCGAUUGAUUCUUGAGCUUAAGAUUCCUCCUACGGAUGCUUACUUCAAACUCAAACAUGUCAUAGAAGAAGUCAACACUGUCAUUGAGAACACGAUUCCUGGUCGGGGAGAGAGCAAAAGGUUAAGCCCGGAGAAGGGCAACGUGCUUUUCGCGUGCACUUCUAUGGGAUGGUGCUUCACUCUCCAAUCAUUUGCUAAGAUGUAUUCGGAAAGUUAUGGCGGCGUCAAUGUGGAAGAAUUUGCGCGCAGGCUCUGGGGCGAUGUCUACUUCAACCCCAAGAAGCGUACCUUCACAAGGAAACCGAUUGAAGAGGGAGCGAAGAGAUCAUUUGUUAAUUUCGUCAUGGAGCCCAUCUACAAGCUCUACUCCCACACCAUCAGCGAAGGCCCAGAAGAUUUGAAGAGGACCCUGAGCAAGCUGGGAAUUUUCUUGAAGCCAUCCCAGUACAAGGCUGACCCCAAGGUUCUCAUGAAGUUGGUUUGCGAGCAAUUCUUUGGGCCAUCAACGGCCUUUGUGGAUAUGGUUAUCAAGCAUAUUCCCUCACCUCUCGAAGCUGCGGAAAAGAAGCUCGAGAGAUAUUACACUGGGCCUCUUGACACCAAGAUUGCGGAGUCUAUGAAAAAUUGCGACCAGAACGGGCCCCUAGUGGUCCAUGUGACCAAGCUCUUCAACACCAUUGACGCAAAGAGCUUUUACGCCUUCGGCCGAGUGAUGAGUGGCAUUGCCCGGCCGGGCGCAGAUGUCCGGGUGCUUGGAGAGGGCUAUACUCUUGACGAUGAGGAAGACAUGGUGGUCAGCAGAAUCUCCGAUGUCUUCAUCGCUGAGACAAGGUACAACAUUCCAACUGACGGCGUGCCAGCCGGCAAUUUUGUUCUUCUUGGGGGUGUUGACAACUCCAUUGUCAAGACCGCAACUAUUGUCGACAAGAAGUUCGACAACGGCGAGGAUGCCUAUGUGUUCAAGCCACUGUCGCACUUUACUGAAUCCGUCCUCAAGGUAGCUGUUGAGCCCAUUAACCCUAGCGAGCUGCCGAAGAUGCUCGAUGGUAUCAGGAAAAUCAACAAGAGCUAUCCUUUGAUUACCACAAAAGUGGAAGAGUCAGGAGAGCAUAUCAUCCUGGGCACUGGUGAGCUAUACAUGGACUGUGUCUUGCACGACCUGCGCAAGCUCUACGCCGACAUGGAAGUCCGGGUCUCAGACCCUGUUGUCCGGUUCUGUGAGACGGUGCAGGACAUGUCGGCCACCAAGUGCUAUGCUAUUACACCCAAUAAGAAAAACACUAUUACCAUGGCAGCAGAGCCCUUGGAUGAUGGUAUUGCCCAGGACAUCGAGUCUGGGGCUGUCAAGAUCAAGGAUCCUCCGCGGAAGGUAGCCAAGUUCUUUGAGGAAAAGUAUGGGUGGGAUAAGCUCGCUGCCAGGAGCAUUUGGGCAUUUGGGCCGGAUGAGAUGGGCCCAAACAUCCUGCAGGAUGAUACACUACCUACAGAAGUCGACAAGAAGCGGUUAGCAACAGUUAAGGAAUCUAUCCGCCAGGGCUUCGCCUGGGCAACCAGAGAGGGCCCGUUGUGCGAAGAACCUAUCCGCAACACUAAGUUCCGCCUCAUCGAUGUCUCCCUUGCCCAGGAAGCCAUUUUCCGUGUCUCCAUGACUGGCCCCCAGUCGUCGGUCAGCAUGGUCUACAACAUUCUUUCUCGCCGUCGCGGCCACGUGCUGUCUGAUGGCCCCAUUGCGGGCACGCCGUUGUAUCGGGUCAACGGUCUUAUUCCCGUCAUUGACUCGUUUGGCUUUGAGACUGAUCUGCGCAUCAACACACCCGGCCAGGCCAUGGUCAGCCUGGUGUUUGACCGCUGGAGCAUCGUCCCUGGUGAUCCUCUAGACCGAGAGCAGGUCACUCGGCCGCUACAGAUGGCUACAGCUCAGGCGACGGCGAGAGACUUCGUGCUGAAAACUAGAAGGAGAAAGGGUCUGAGUGAGGAUGUGACCGUGGCAAAGUUUCUUGAGCCGGAGUUCUAUCAGAGCUUGUUGGAGAGCGGGACGUUGGGUGAACCUUAA